Molecule: messenger RNA, 813 nt
Organism: Durio zibethinus
Lineage: Eukaryota; Viridiplantae; Streptophyta; Magnoliopsida; Malvales; Malvaceae
Product: large ribosomal subunit protein uL6c-like
Biological process (GO): translation
Cellular component (GO): ribosome
Molecular function (GO): rRNA binding; structural constituent of ribosome
Source: RefSeq, a predicted model, not a curated record
UCGAGACAAUAACAGUUGAAAAAACAGAGAGUAGCAACCAACAAUCGUUUCGGAUAGGCCCCUCUAUUUUCUUCGGUUCACCAAAGCCGAUGCUAAAGACAUUGUCUAAGAAAUGGCUUCUUCAAUUAUAUCUUUCCAACCCAGCAAUUUGAGGUCUGCAUUUUUGGGAGAAAAAAAUGGGAUCUGUGUUUCUAGCAUUUCUGUAACUCGUGUUGGUUUAGUGAGGAAGACUGUAGAGUGUAAGGAGUCAAGAAUAGGGAAGCAGCCUAUACGAGUGCCAUCCAGUGUGACAAUUACAUUGGAGGGUCAGGACUUGAAGGUAAAGGGUCCUUUGGGAGAACUUGCAUUGACUUAUCCACCAGAAGUAAAGCUUGAUAAGGAGGAAUCCGGAUUACUGAGGGUCAGAAAGGCAGUGGAGACUAGGAGAGCCAACCAAAUGCAUGGGCUUUUCAGGACUCUUACUGACAACCUGGUGGUGGGAGUAUCAAAGGGUUUUGAAAAGAGACUUCAACUAGUUGGUGUUGGAUAUCGUGCAAAUUUAGAGGGAAAGGACUUGGUGUUAUAUCUUGGCUUUUCCCAUCCAGUCAGGAUGGCAAUCCCCCAAGGCAUUCAAGUGAAGGUGGAAGAAAACAUCGGUAUCGUCGUGAGUGGAUAUGACAAAAGCGCCAUUGGUCAAUUUGCCGCUAAUGUUAGAAAAUGGAGACCUCCGGAGCCAUAUAAAGGAAAGGGUGUGAGGUACGCUGAUGAGAUUGUUAGAAGAAAAGAGGGCAAAGCAGGGAAGAAGAAGUAAUGGUGGUGUAUCUCGUUUCUCAU